This is a messenger RNA of Tigriopus californicus, 2389 nucleotides long. Its product is annotated as splicing factor 1-like. Gene Ontology annotation, biological process: regulation of mRNA splicing, via spliceosome. Gene Ontology annotation, molecular function: zinc ion binding; mRNA binding. The transcript has 6 exons. The record is from RefSeq and is a predicted model, not a curated record. Lineage: Eukaryota; Metazoa; Arthropoda; Copepoda; Harpacticoida; Harpacticidae. Gene Ontology annotation, cellular component: nucleus. The coding region runs from base 79 to 2268 and encodes 729 amino acids.
AGGGUCAACUCAACUGACUGCACUGAUUGGGCUUGUGGAGCAUUGCUCUAGUCUGAAGAGUUCCCUCUAGUGUUCAUCAUGUCAGGGGGUCGUUACCACUCCUCCGGGGCCAACAAUACGCCCCUGGGCGCCAUCCGACCCGCCUUUCCGCCCAGUGUACCCACCGGAGGCUCUUCUCUCCUGAAACCCAAUUACUUGUCAGGAGGUGGUUUGGCCCCUGGUCCGCCGCUAGGGGGCGGUGGUGUUGGCGCUAGUGACGCCUCUGACGAUGUUAAGAAGAAGCUAGCCUUAGAGACUAUCUUGAAGUUCAAUGCUGAGCAAGCCAAGAAGCGUGCUGCGCUGGGCGAAUCCGUAGAGCCUCCGCCACCACCUGUGGUGGGUGGCAUGCCCGGCAUGCCGGGCGCGGGCCCCCUAGCCGCCGGCUCUUUUGGUGCGCCCUUUCAGGUGCCCUAUAUGAAUGCACCAGUGGAUGAUGGGAGUAGCCUAGGAGGUGGUGGACUGAAGCGUGAGCAUGAUUCGGAAGAGGCUGCUGCGCGGGCUGAGCGCCGGAAGAAGCGUAAAUCGCGCUGGGGUGGCGGUGAAGAUGAGAAGACAUUUAUUCCCGGCAUGCCAACCAUGAUGCCUCAAGGCCUAAGCAAGGAGCAGGAGGAGGCCUAUCUCUUGCAACUGAAGAUUGAGGAUACGUCUCGUCGAUUGCGGAGCGGUGAUUUUGGCAUUCCCAUCAACCCAGAAGACAGGUCUCCCUCGCCCGAGCCAAUCUAUUCGUCGGAUGGAAAGCGGAUGAACACACGAGAAUAUCGCAAACGGAGAGAGUUGGAAGAGCUGCGACACAAUUCGAUCACGCGCAUGGUAGACAUCAAUCCUGAGUACAAACCCCCUCCAGACUACAAGCCACCGAUGGUGAAAGUUAGUGACAAGGUCAUGAUUCCACAAGAUGAACAUCCGGACAUCAACUUUGUUGGUUUGCUCAUUGGACCACGGGGCAACACCUUAAAAGCGAUGGAAAAGGAUACGGGUGCCAAGAUCAUCAUUCGAGGCAAGGGAUCCGUCAAGGAGGGCAAAGUGGGAAGGAAAGAUGGACAACCCUUGCCUGGAGAAGACGAACCGCUUCAUGCGUAUGUGACUGCCAAUAAUCCUGAGGCGGUGAAGAAAGCCGUGGAUAAGAUAAAAGAGAUCAUUAAACAAGGUGUAGAAGUGCCGGAAGGUCAUAACGACCUCCGAAGAACUCAGUUACGAGAGCUGGCUCUGCUAAACGGCACCCUAAGAGAAGGCGAUGGACCGCGUUGCACCAAUUGUGGUGCGUCCGACCACAAAUCCUGGCAGUGUCAAGACAAGCCCAACUACACCAACAACAUCAUCUGUUCCAUGUGCGGAGGAGCCGGACACAUUGCCAGGGAUUGCCAACAGCGACGACAUGGAGGUGAAGAGUACGACGAAAUGGGCGAAGGUAGUGAAAGUGGCGGUGGCGGAGGAGGAGGAGGAGUAGGAGGAGAAGGCAAGACCAAAAUGGAUGACGAAUACAUGUCUCUGAUGGCUGAGUUGGGCGAAGGCCCCCCGCCUCCUGCUCCGGCACCUGAUCGCCCUUCGUCUAAACCAUGGCAGCGAGGAUCCGGCAAUGUAUUUACUCCCAGGCAUCAAGCACCCCGUGCCAUCAUGGGACCUCGAGGAGGAGGGGGUGGGGGUCCACCCCCUCCUCCACCCGGGGAAUAUGGUCCCCCUUCGCACAGUUCAGGCUGGUCAAGCGGAGGAGGAGGAGGAAAGCCGCCCAAUCUCAUGCAGCAAAGCGUACCUCCCCCUUGGCAUCAAGGUGGUAGCGGAGGCGGUGGUAGCUGGAACCAACCCCCUCCUCCUGGAGCGGGUCCUCCGCCCCCGCCACCACCAGGGACGAGUGGACCACGGAUUACAGCCCCACCGCCCUCGGGAGGAUGGGGUAGUCAAAGUACUGGAGCUGGUGGGUAUGGGAUGCCCCCUCCUUACAUGGGUGGUCCACCCCCACCCCCGGGAAGUUCAAGUUCGGGCGGUAGUGGAUACAGUAUGGCCUCGCAAUGGGGGAGUGCCCCACCGCCGCCCCCAGGCUCUAGUGCCCCGCCUCCACGACCACCACCUGGGGCCGCUGCUUAUUGGCAGAAUGCGGGUUGGUCGCAAGGGGCCAUGCUUCCGCCUCCAGGCGCCCCACCUCCGCCCCCACCCGGAGCUAAUGGAAGUCCCAAUGGUCUGAACAUUUCCAGAUUGAUCGCAGCCCCGCCCCCACCUCCACCUAGCUCUUAAACGCACGGCAUUCUCUUUUGAUCAUUGGAUCCGAAUUUAAUUAAAUGAAAUACAAGGCCAAAAGGAUGAGCAGAUGUUACAAAUGUGUGAAUAAUCGAAAUACAUGUAGAGCCUUAAGGUG